GGAUUUGACGAUCUGGAGCAGUAAGUGUCUGUGGAAAAUCCGCUCCCAUCCGUUUAUUAAACUGUUGGCAACGGGCACAAAUUUGGCGUUGUGAGGGAAAGGGGAACUUUAUGCUUCAGAUAUCGUGAAAAUUUACUGAAAUGCCUGGUGAAGCCACAGAAACCGUUCCUGCCACAGAGCAAGAAAUGCAGCAGCCUCAAGCUGAAACAGCAGAAGAACACAGUGAUGUCAGCCCUUCUCCUGCCUCUGGGGGAGAAAGCACUGCUCCAAGCGAAUUGACUCCAGCUACUGACUCAACAGAAUCGGCUGUUACUGAGGUGGCAAGUGAAGCUUCCCAGACUGAAGCCACCACUGAGAAUGCAGUGUCUCAGGCUGUUCAGGAGCUUUCAGCUGGGGCUGGUGCUCCUGCCUCAGAAGCUCCUGCUGUGCCUGAUGCAGUCCAAGCACCUGCAUCCCCCGUUUCUCCUGAGAAGUCUGUUCAAACUGCAGCUACUAUUGAAACCUGUUCUGAGCAUGAAUCAGUUUCUUCAGCCAGUGAGUACAUACAGGCUGAAUAUGAAUCCAGCAGUGCCAAUGAGAUGGAGCUUUCAGCUGCUACUGAUUUGCAUGGCCCUGGUCUUCAGUUUCCAUCCCCCCAAACCGCCACCAACAAUCAUUCUUCACCCCUUUUAUCUGCUUCUGUGCUACCUCUUGUCCAGCCUCCUUUUGAGGUCCCUCUCUCUUCUCCUAUCCCUCUUGUUUCUACUGAGGUGCCUUCACCAACUGCUAGCCCUGCCACUGAUCAGCCACCAUUAUCUGCUGACUGUACUGAUGCUGUUGAUAGGUUGCCUUCCUCUGACCUGGUUGCUACUUCAGUUAUGCAUUCGUCUGCUGACCCAGUUGCUGCUGCCACUGUUGAUCAGUUGACUUUGCCCACUGACUCAGCUGCCUCGCCUGGGUUGACUCCAUCUGAUAGUACUGCUGCUCCAUUGAACACUGAAAUAGAUUCUGACUUAAGGCUGUCUGCACCUGACCAGAUUGCUGUUGCCAGUGAUAUUCCUUUGCCUGUCUGCACUGCCACUAGUGUAACGUCAGCUGAUGCAGUUGAUGGCCUCACUGUUGAUCAGCUGCCCUUACCCACUGACCCUCCAGCAACUCAACAUUUGACUGAGCCGGAAGCAACUGCUAUUUUGCCUCCAUCUCCAAAGGAUACUAAUGUUGCUGCUGCUGAUCUACUUUCCUCUGACAAUAUUGCAACAGUUGCCAUUGAUCAGGUGUGUUCUCUCACUGGUCUUCUCAUUUCCUCCACAAAUGGUGAGCAGUCUUCAGCUGAUACAGUUGCCAUUCAAGGAGAACUGUUUUCAUCUGACAGUAUUCAUACAGCUACCAUGCCAUUGCCUGCUGAUACUAUUGCUGCUGAUGGUCCACCUUCAUUUGACCAUGUUGUGCCUUUGUCUAUUAACUCCAUUGCUGUGCCAAUAGAUCAUCAGCUGCCUUCAACUACUGACCCUGCUUUAGUUGACCUUGUUGAUGGACUGCCUUUGCCUGCUGACUCUGUUACCACCAACUCUGGACUUUCUGCAUGUGACAGUGUUAUUGCUACCGCUGCCCUUCAGUUGCCUUCAUACAUUGAUCCUCUGGUUGCCUCUGGCAUGGGCUUCAAACUUUUGGCUGAUGAAGUUGCUGAAAGUGCUGCCACUGCAACUUUAUCCAGUUGUGCUAUUGCUACUCCAGAUGGGCUGUCUUUAUCUGACAGUAUUGCUGUUGCUGUAAUGCCCUUGGCCGCCGAUGCCGCUGGCCAGGCGCCCUUGGCCGCCGAUGCCGCUGGCCAGGCGCCCUUGGCCGCCGAUGCCGCUGGCCAGGCGCCCUUGGCCGCCGAUGCCGCUGGCCAGGCGCCCUUGGCCGCCGAUGCCGCUGGCCAGGCGCCCUUGGCCGCCGAUGCCGCUGGCCAGGCGCCCUUGGCCGCCGAUGCCGCUGGCCAGGCGCCCUUGGCCGCCGAUGCCGCUGGCCAGGCGCCCUUGGCCGCCGAUGCCGCUGGCCAGGCGCCCUUGGCCGCCGAUGCCGCUGGCCAGGCGCCCUUGGCCGCCGAUGCCGCUGGCCAGGCGCCCUUGGCCGCCGAUGCCGCUGGCCAGGCGCCCUUGGCCGCCGAUGCCCUCCUGGAUCCUGUUGUACAUUCACUUGAUUCUGCUGCCAUUGUAGUUGAUCACUUGACUUUGUCAGCUGUCAACAUGGACAAGAAGCCUUCAUCUGAGCCUAUGGCUAAUGAUCUGCCCUUAUCUUCCACUAAUACUGUCACCCUGCCUUUGCCUAUUGAUACAAUUGUUCCCUCUGGGCUGUCUUUAGCUCAAACUGUGGCAGAUGUCACAGGUACUGCACCGUUGUCCACUGAUCCCAUUGCUUCCAGUGCUACUGAUAAUCUGCUUUCAGCAGUUGGCCCUCCAAUAGCCUCCAUUGAUACCACUGACCUGCCAUUGUCAGUUAAUCCUCUGGUAGUUGCAAUGGAUGAGUUGUCAGCUAACCCUCUAGUUGUUGCCCCUCUGGCAACUGAGGUACAAGUUGCAGUACCUAUGUACACGGCUGAGCCAUCCUCAGCCAUCAAUGCAACUGAUGAGCCUCAUUUGUCUACUGGCCCUGUAGUUGAUGAUUUUUCUGUGCACCUUGACAUGCCCUGUGAUAAGCCACCUAUGCCUGCUUUUGACCAGACACUGACUGUAGUCCCACCUGUUCAACUGCUUCAAUCUCCUGACUUGUCUGUUUCAGAGCUACACCCCCAUGUCAUUGAGCUAACCUCAUCUGACCAAGUUGUUCAGUGCACUGACUUGCUUCUGUCUCUUGACCCUUCUGUUAAUGCACAGCUUCAGCCUCCCCUGCAUGCUGCUGCCAAGCCGCCACCAUCUCUGACUGUUGCUGAUUGUCCACCUCAUGAAACACUUUCAUCCAAUGAACUUUCUUUAUCGUCAGAAUCUAGAGCACCUGUCACUGACUUUCCAUCAUCUUUCACUCUUUCAUCUGCCUCUGAUCAACUCACUACCCCAUCCCCUGAAUCAUCUUCAGCUGCCCAAAUUGAUGAUGAUGAUGAGAUGCCGCCAUUGAUUUCUGCUAUCGACGAGACUCCCCUCCGCGAAGCUCCUGCCCCACCUGUCAUUGAGAAGGCAAUUCCCAAGACUGCUUCAACUGGAAAGGAGCCUGUGGUGAAGCAGAAUGAUGAGGGGUCUGGGACAGAAUCGGACAGCGAUGAGUCGGUACCAGAACUGGAAGAACAGGAUACAGCGCAGUCAGCGACACAGCAAGCUCAGCUUGCAGCUGCAGCUGAAAUAGAUGAAGAGCCAGUCAGCAAAGCAAAACAGAGCAGAAGUGAAAAGAAGGCAAGGAAAGCGAUGUCAAAGUUAGGGCUUCGCCAAGUUACUGGGGUAACCAGAGUCACGAUAAGAAAAUCUAAAAACAUCUUGUUUGUCAUCACAAAACCAGAUGUCUACAAGAGCCCUGCAUCAGAUACCUACAUUGUUUUUGGUGAAGCCAAGAUUGAAGAUUUAUCUCAGCAAGCUCAACUGGCUGCUGCAGAGAAAUUCAAGGUACAGGGAGAAUCUGUGGCCAAUAUCCAAGAAAACACACAGACUCCAACUGUACAGGAGGAGAGCGAAGAAGAGGAGGUUGAUGAAACUGGUGUGGAGGUCAAGGACAUAGAAUUAGUCAUGUCCCAAGCCAAUGUGUCUAGGGCUAAGGCUGUCCGAGCAUUGAAAAAUAACAACAACGAUAUUGUAAACGCUAUCAUGGAGUUGACAAUGUAAGCGUCGGAAAAUGCAGGAGUGGGUACCAGUCCCAUUGGUGCAGCUUCAGUACAUUUGUACCAUUUAUAUUGAAAAACUUCAAAUAAAAAUGUGGCUUGAAAUAGUUAAA
This is a messenger RNA of Carcharodon carcharias (great white shark), 3876 nucleotides long. It is a transcript of the gene naca, whose product is annotated as nascent polypeptide associated complex subunit alpha. Gene Ontology annotation, cellular component: cytoplasm; nascent polypeptide-associated complex. The record is from RefSeq and is a predicted model, not a curated record. Bases 141 to 3767 code for a protein of 1208 amino acids. Gene Ontology annotation, biological process: protein targeting to membrane. NCBI's taxonomy places the organism in Eukaryota, Metazoa, Chordata, Chondrichthyes, Lamniformes, Lamnidae. The transcript is spliced from 11 exons.